AUGCAAUAUUACAAGGGAAAGACACUCAUCUUGGACCUUGAUGAAACGCUUGUUCAUUCAGUUCGACUCGGUUCAGAAAACUCCAUGAAAGAAGUAAGCCCCUCCAUUAUAAAGAAGAAUAUCGAGGUUCAAUGUGAUAAGCAAAAUUUGCUGUACGAGGUUUAUAAAAGGCCUCAUGUCGAUUUCUUUUUAAAGACAAUCAGUCAGUGGUAUAAAGUGGUAAUCUAUACUGCCUCUAUGGCAGAAUAUGCUGACCCCGUGAUUGAUUGGAUUGAUCAAGACAAUGUGAUUUCACGGAGAUUCUUUAGACAGUCAUGUGUGUUAAAAAAUGGUAAUUUCUUAAAGGAUCUUACUCUGGCUGAAGAGGAUCUCUGUAAAGUGUGUCUUGUUGAUAAUAGUCCUAUUGCAUUUGAUUUGUACAAAGAGAAUGGAAUUGCAUUGCCAACCUGGAUAUCAAACCCCAAUGAUGAAUCUCUAUUGGAUCUCCUACCCUUUUUAGAUGCUUUAAGAUUCGCGGCGGAUGUAAGAAGUAUAUUAAGGUUACAACACAAAUUAAAGUAA
This is a messenger RNA of Mucor mucedo, 561 nucleotides long. Its product is annotated as NLI interacting factor. Gene Ontology annotation, molecular function: protein serine/threonine phosphatase activity. The record is from RefSeq and is a predicted model, not a curated record. NCBI's taxonomy places the organism in Eukaryota, Fungi, Mucoromycota, Mucoromycetes, Mucorales, Mucoraceae. The transcript has 4 exons. The coding region runs from base 1 to 561 and encodes 186 amino acids.